AGGUUUUGACCAGCUUUGGUUUUCCUGACAAUGGACUUUUUCCUCCCCAGGAUGGAAAGCAAGAGCCUCUUCCUAAGCCUGUUGCUCUGCUACGCUUUGCUCAGAGCCGCCGAUUCCCACAUGGCGAUUGAGGAGAAGACAGAGUGCAACCUGUCGAGGGGCAGCAAAAUGAACCUCCAAGACCUCCCCCCCAUCUCCAUUGUAGAUUUAACUAAAAGAUCCCAGAAUUUUUUCAGCAGGAAAGAGGCCGAGAGCAAGAAAUCUUCCAAGAAAAAUGCUCAACUGAAGGCACCUCCGAAACCAAGGCCCACACCAGCUGCUGACUGCGUGCCCAACUUCAAAACCUGCAAACCACACUUGAAUUCGUGUUGCAACUACUGUGCUUUGUGCAAAUGCCGAAUUUUUCAGACCAUCUGCCAAUGUCUACUGCUAAACCCAAAGUGCUAAGCCAAACUGGGAAC
Mesitornis unicolor (brown roatelo) is the source of this 461-nucleotide messenger RNA. RefSeq names its product agouti signaling protein (gene ASIP). Gene Ontology annotation, biological process: positive regulation of melanin biosynthetic process; melanosome organization; hormone-mediated signaling pathway. NCBI's taxonomy places the organism in Eukaryota, Metazoa, Chordata, Aves, Mesitornithiformes, Mesitornithidae. The record is from RefSeq and is a predicted model, not a curated record. Gene Ontology annotation, cellular component: extracellular region. Gene Ontology annotation, molecular function: melanocortin receptor binding; neuropeptide hormone activity.